AUGUCCCGAAAAGAAAACAUCAACCCCGGCCCAAAGGUGCCCCUCAAGGGCCCCUCCCCCCCCUCAGGACCCCUGGAAAAAAGGUCCCGGAAAGGGGGGGGCUCUGCCAGGGGGCUCUUCAAAUCCCAAGUGGAAAAAGAGGGGUUGGAGCAUCAGCUGAGGAGGGAGAUCGAGAUCCAGGCAAACCUCAGGCACCCCAACAUCCUUCGCCUCUACAAUUACUUCCACGACCGCCGCCACGUUUUCCUCAUCCUGGAAUGCCCCCGGGGGGAGCUCCACAAGGAGCUCCAGAGGUGCGGGAGGUUGGAUGCCACCCGGACGGCCACGCUGAUGAAGGAGCUGGGGGACGCUCUGCUCUACUGCCACAGCCGGUAGGUGAUCCACAGGGACAUCAAACCCGAAAAUCUCCUGGGCUUCAAGGGGGAGCUGAAAAUCGCUGAUUUUGGGUGGUCCAUGCAUGCCCUGUCCCUCAGAAAGACAAGUUACCCUGAGGACAGCUCGCUUCUGGAGCUUAUAGAAGGUGACAAGAAUCUAAACAGCCCCCCUGUAAUCCUGAAGGAAAGAGUCAGUGACCUACUGAGAUGCUUGGAUCCCCACAAAUCUGUGGGACCAGAUGGGACCCACCCAAGCGUGAUGAGGGAGCUGGCAGAAGAUCUCGCCAAGCCUCUUUCUAUCAUCUACCAACAGUCCUAUAUCAACACUUCACUUAACUUACUCGUUCCAGCAAUCCACACCAAUCGCGUCGUCCAUCUCUGGCCGGUCCCCUCGCAGGUGACACAGAAACGGUCACAAGAUGUCGCUAUAGACCACGAAUACCUGCCGGCAUCGCAGCAGCCCCCGCGAUCCCCCCCACCCCCCGAAGACAAAGCUAUAAAACUUUUCUUCGAUAGCGAAGCAAAGGGAAUGGUCGUUCCUGGCAUCACCCAGCAUGGACAGAAUGUCCUGGCUUCAGAAGAAAACAACACAAAAAGGGGGGCACCCACUCCCACUGCGUCACGAGUGCUGGCCGUGCCCUCCGUGCCUCCCACCGGCCCUGGCCCCGCCGCGCUGGGUUUGCCCGGGGGCUCUGCAAGUGAAGAGGGGAAAAGGGGAGCCCUAGAACGGGAUCAGAAAAACAGCGAAGUUAAGGAACGCUGCUGUGAUGCUUGUAGUAUAGGGAAACGAUGCCUUAAGCUCAACGAAAAAUUAGUGAAGUGGAAAGUACCAUUAGCCUCCAAGAAUAUCAGCCUCUCGUGCCAGGAUGUGGAAUACCGCUGCCAAUGUAACACCAUUAAAGAAGCAGUAGCUCCGCAGAAUUGGGAAGCGAGAAAAGAGAGGAAUUGA
Calypte anna (Anna's hummingbird) is the source of this 1323-nucleotide messenger RNA. RefSeq names its product serine/threonine-protein kinase greatwall-like. Gene Ontology annotation, cellular component: spindle midzone; spindle microtubule; spindle pole centrosome. Gene Ontology annotation, molecular function: ATP binding; protein kinase activity. The record is from RefSeq and is a predicted model, not a curated record. NCBI's taxonomy places the organism in Eukaryota, Metazoa, Chordata, Aves, Apodiformes, Trochilidae. Gene Ontology annotation, biological process: regulation of cytokinesis; mitotic spindle organization; protein phosphorylation.